Capsicum annuum is the source of this 3145-nucleotide messenger RNA. RefSeq lists its product as uncharacterized. Gene Ontology annotation, molecular function: zinc ion binding; nucleic acid binding. The transcript has 3 exons. Lineage: Eukaryota; Viridiplantae; Streptophyta; Magnoliopsida; Solanales; Solanaceae. The record is from RefSeq and is a predicted model, not a curated record. The annotation marks the transcript as partial.
CCUACACGAACGUACUCUGAACGUUCUCAGAUCGAACGGAUCAUCCAACAUCCGGAUGGAUCUAUCGACCUGAAAUUUCUCGGACUUGAUCCCGCUCGGCUCUCUUCUUCUCGCCGAUCUAUGUCUACGUGUGCCUCUUCUUCCAAACCCCCGGAGGAGCAAGAGCAUAAUGACAACAAAGGACCAAUUCGAGGCGUUGACUACUCGGGUUCUGUCCCAAAAGUAUAUUACCAAACUACUAAGGUUCACGAACCUGAAAAUCUCUAUGAGCCAGGGAGCCCUUCAGCCUCCGAAAUGGCUCCUCCCCCUCCUAAGGUCAGAUCCGACCCUAGUCUCUUUGUUAUCAAGACUGAUAAUUAAGAAUAUGUCCCGGAUCUUCAGGCCUUAAAGGUUUUAUGGAAUCGUCCCCAAGACGCCCUCAAAAGGAAAUGGUACGGAAGUACUUAUUCCACUAAAGAACAAAAGGAGUUUGGUCGACUAUGGAUAGCCGACAUGAAAAGACUCCGAUGCGAUUUGGAAUUCUUCUUCUGGUUCGAAAAGACUGGAAGAAUAGAAAACCAAACUGAAUCCCUCAACGUUAUCGUUACAAAAUGGUACACCCAAAGGAACACAGUGGUAGAAUCCACAACACCUCCUCUUGAAGGACUUAACAUUUCCUACGCUAACGAAGUCAUAAAGGCCUCUCCCUUUAAGACUAAAUCUGAGCGAGGCGCAAUGACGCCUCAAUGUAAAGAUAUUGAUAGGAUAAUUGAGCAAAACAAUUAUACCAAUCAAGCUCUUCACACUAUAUCCCAGCAGAUUGAGGACUCUAGGAGUACCCCUCUCUCAGUACCCUUACCUACUAAGAGCACUACGAGCUCUCAGCCUCUUACAAAUCCUAUCUUUAAACUCCCAGAGUUUCACAAAGAUAAGUUCCCAGAUUUGAACGAUGAUUUCAAAAUAUCCGAACAAAUUUUGGAGAAAAUCAAUUCCAAACUCACCAAAUUUAAGAUCUCAGAAGCCUCUACCUCUAAAGACUCUUCUGAUCCUAAGAAUACGAAUUCUCUCGCCAAAUUAUCUAGUGAACGAUUUUCCACUAAAAAAAAUUAUUAUCGAAAACCCUCUCCCCCGGACGUCCAGUUCGAAGAAAAUCCUUUCCUAUCUACAUCUAGUCAUGAUGGGCGAGGAAUAACUGAAUGGAAUAUUGAUGGUCUGGCAGAACACCAGAUCUACAAUAAGCUCCAUGAAAUUGCGGUAGCUAUUACUGCCUACAAAAUCAAAGGUUCCUCCGACAAAGGUGCCGCCACCAUGAUUGUCUCGGGUUUCACCGGUAUGAUUAAACACUGGUGGGAUAAUUACGUCUCUGAGGCAGAAAAGAACCUCAUCUACAACGCCACCGUUCUUGAACAGGUGACCCGUACUGUCGAUGGUCGUGAAACCGUGGUUCAAGAAGCACAAGAAGACGCUUGUGCAACCCUUGUCUACCAUAUAGCGAGACACUUUGUAGGAGAACCAAAACUCUUCCAGGAUAGGAGCUUAGAAAUCCUCAAUAACCUCAGAUGCAAAAACCUAGCAGAUUUUCGGUGGUAUAAAGACACCUUUCUUGUCAAAGUUAUGGUCAGACCUGACUGCAAUAACGACUUCUGGAAAGAACGAUUUAUCAGCGGUCUUCCUCCUCUAUUUGCCGAUAAGGUCCGAACCAAACUAAAGGAUAGAUUUGAAGGCCAAAUUCCUUACAACGUCCUUACCUAUGGAGACUUAGUCAGCUUCAUCACCACCACGGGUAUAGAACUUUGCACCGACCUCAAGCUUAAGCAGCAACUUAAGCAAAACAGUAAAUAUGGUCUGACAACCUUCUGUCACGACUACGGAUUUACUGAUCUUCAUGACGGCAAGAGACAUAAAAAGAUGUCUUCUAAGCGUCACAAGAAAUCGUAUCCCAAGAAAAGGACUUCCUAUAGGGAAUCAAAUUCUUAUAAAGAGUCUUAUAAACCCCGCCGAAAAACUCGACGCAAGACAGCCGCAAAAUCCAAAGAUACUUGCUGGACUUGUGGCAAAACCGGUCAUAGAGCCAAAGAUUGUACCUCUGGUAAAAAGAAAAGGAUUAAUUCCCUUGAUUUACCAGAAGAAACCAAAGAAAAACUCUUCUCCAUUAUGGAAGAACUCUCUGAAGCCUCGGACUCUUAUUCAUCUUCUGAGAAUGAAUAUAGCGACGAAGAUUACAUCAAUGCCGCCUAUGAGUCUGAUAGCUCCCAAUCUGGACAAGAUUGCGAUUGCAAUGGUACUUUCUGUACAUGCUCCAGAAAAAUCAUCAAUGUCAUCUCAGACAAUCCUAAAGAAGUACUGUUUGACAUUAUCGAACAUAUUCAUGAUGAAGAGCUUAGAAAUAAGUAUCUUCAAGAGCUCAAACGACUUAUGCUUUCUCGUGAAGAAAACACAUCUCAACCAAAACCGAUUAUUCAGCCUUUUUCUAUGACCCGAGUCAUGGCCAAAUUCAACGCUCCUUCAGAACCUUCAGUAGCUGAUCUAAAGGUCGCUCUCUUUGACACCGGCGCCGACAGUAACUGUAUUGUCAAAGGCCUCGUACCCACUCGGUAUCUCCAAAAGAGUACCUCCCGCCUCUAUUCUGCCACUGGUGAGAAAAUGCGUAUUAAUUAUCAGCUUCGAAAAGCUCAUGUCUGCAAUAAUGGCGUUUGCCUUAUUAAUGACUUUGUUAUUACAGAAGAUAUCACCGAAGAUAUCAUUCUAGGAAUCCCCUUCAUCAAUCAGAUUCGACCCUAUCAAAGUAACUACGAUGGUAUUCAUACCACUCUAUUGGAUACUGAAUUGUUCUUUCCUCUGCUUCGCCCGCUCUCUUCCAACGAGCAACAGCGUAUCAAAGACGAAACUAUUUUCAAAAUUAAUCGUCUUUCUUCCCAUCUUCACUUUUUACAGAAUGAUGUUCAGCUCAAACGCAUUGAGCACACCUUACAAACCCCGGAGAUGCUAAGUAAGAUCUCUUCCCUUCAAACAAAAUUCGAAAACGAGAUUUGCUCCGAAUUGCCGAACGCUUUUUGGGAACGCAAGAAACAUCUCGUCGAGCUUCCCUAUAUCACUGGCUUCGAUGAACGAAACAUCCCCACCAAAGCCAGACCCAUCCAAAUGAAUCACGAAAUGAUGGAGAUCU